AUGGCUCCUGUUUGGAUUAGAAUGCCUAAUCCCCCAUUGCAAUGGUGGGAUGAGGUCAAUGUAUGUAGAAUUGCUUCAAUGAUAGGAACUCCCUUUAUAAUUGAUGGGAAUAUGUUCCAAUGGGGGAGGAGAGAAUUUUAUAGAGUUUGUAUUCGGAUCAAGCUUCAUGACAAAUUGCCCUUGGGAGUUUGGGUGGAAGGAAGCCAAGAUUCUUCUCAAGGAUCUAAAGAAGCAUACAACCAAAUUAAACAUGCUGAUUUUGUGAAUAAAGAAUCUCAUAAAGUAUCUGGGAAUGAACUAGAAGGGGGUAUGGUUGAAGAUAACAACUCAUAUGGACCUUUGGUCCAUGUGAAAUAUGGAAAAGGUAGAAUAAAAAAUAUGAAUUUCAACAUAGUUUGGACAAGAUCUACAAAGAAGGAUGCUGCUAAUGUAAAAGUUCCUCCUGAGAAUCCUACAAUCCAGAAAAAUUUUGAAGGAAAAAAAGAAAAUAAAGCUCCUGAAGAACAUUUAGAUGUUCCUGUAGCUGCAAAAGGGCUCACCACUUUGAAGCAAUCUACUAUGAAGCAAUCUAGAAAUGAGAAAAAUUAUACGAAAUAUGGGAAAGUGGGUCUUUUGCUAGGUCCCCCUGGAUCUGGAAAGGGUACUCAGUCACCAAUUAUAAAGGAAGAAUAUUGCUUGUGCCAUUUGGCCACUGGUGAUAUGUUGAGGGCUGCCGUUGCUGCUAAAACUCCUCUUGGCGUUAAAGCUAAAGAAGCUAUGGAGAAGGGAGAGCUUGUUUCUGAUGAUUUGGUUGUGGGGAUAAUUGAUGAAGCCAUAAAAAGGCCAUCAUGUCAAAAGGGCUUCAUUCUUGAUGGCUUCCCUAGAACAGUUGUUCAGGCAGAAAAGCUUGAUGAUAUGUUGGCUAAGCAGGGCACGAAAAUUGAUAAAGUGCUUAAUUUUGCGAUUGAUGAUGCCAUUUUAGAAGAAAGAAUAACUGGUCGUUGGAUCCAUCCAUCAACUGGUAGAACUUACCACUCAAAAUUUGCACCUCCGAAGGUCCCUGGUCUUGACGAUGUUACUGGUGAGCCUCUAAUUCAAAGGAAAGAUGAUACAGCUGCUGUUCUUAAGUCCAGGCUUGAAGCUUUUCACAAACAAACUGAACCUGUACGCUUUAGUUCAUCUUUUCUAAACAUCUCAACAUUCUUUUUCAUUUGCAUUAGAAUUCCGAAAAAAGUUCAUUCAUACAUCUGUUUUACUUUGUUAUUCUACGCCAAUUCUAAUAUCCAUCAGACUUGCAUUAAAUUACUUUUAUAGCAAGGUACGCUAAUGAUUCUUUAUUAACGCCGUUUAUUUAUCUUGAC
Dendrobium catenatum is the source of this 1340-nucleotide messenger RNA. RefSeq lists its product as uncharacterized. The record is from RefSeq and is a predicted model, not a curated record. The coding region runs from base 1 to 1293 and encodes 430 amino acids. NCBI's taxonomy places the organism in Eukaryota, Viridiplantae, Streptophyta, Magnoliopsida, Asparagales, Orchidaceae. Gene Ontology annotation, biological process: nucleobase-containing compound metabolic process. The transcript is spliced from 6 exons. Gene Ontology annotation, molecular function: ATP binding; AMP kinase activity. Gene Ontology annotation, cellular component: cytoplasm; mitochondrion.